Messenger RNA from Cuculus canorus (common cuckoo), 3288 nucleotides. RefSeq names its product ankyrin repeat and SOCS box containing 18 (gene ASB18). The coding region runs from base 420 to 1742 and encodes 440 amino acids. Gene Ontology annotation, cellular component: cytoplasm; nucleus. The transcript is spliced from 6 exons. Gene Ontology annotation, biological process: intracellular signal transduction. The record is from RefSeq and is a predicted model, not a curated record. Gene Ontology annotation, molecular function: protein binding. NCBI's taxonomy places the organism in Eukaryota, Metazoa, Chordata, Aves, Cuculiformes, Cuculidae.
UUUCAGCAGCAGGUUGGUUGUUUGCAAGGUGGCACCUGGCUCCGAGAGAGGAGGUUAAACCGUCUACCCUGCUCUGCCCAGCCGGGGAUGGUGGGCAGGGAGAGCAGCAAGCAUCACCAAGGACAGUCGCCCUUACGCCGCCGUCCCUCCAAGGUACCAUUUUACUCCCAAAACACCCACAUCCCAAGGUGCUGCCUGCAAUUAAACGGGUUAUUUAAUCCGAGAGGUGCUGCCACAACACAGCCCAGUGACCGUUUGACUCUCAUUGUGUCGCAUGCCUGUUAUCAUCUGACCCCGCCGGAGUUAUAAAUACGACAACAGUAGAGCCUUAACUGGAUUAUAAUUAGACAAUGAGUCCAGGAGGAUGGAAACAAUGAACUAUAAAAGCCUGUCUAUCCUCUCAGCUAGGACCUACACAUAUGGGAAGCACUGGAAUGGGCGAGCUACCAGGACCUGUAACAGAAAAGCUACAGAUAUCCCCCAAAUUGGAUUCAGAGCAUCCUCUAACGGCUCGUGCUCCCUCCACCAAGUAUUACAUGGCCCUGGUCACGGGAGACCUGAAAAGCCUCGAGGUCUUGACUGACCGGUACUAUCAAGAUGUCAACCUGGUUUUUGAGAUCAGUAAAGAUGAGCUGGAGUGGCAAGUGAAAAGCCAAGCAUCUUAUGGACUCUCAGGGCUGUGGUCACUGGAGUACAAGCAGGAGCUCAGCACCCCGUUGUGCCUCGCCGCCCGCCACGGUCACACUGCCUGCCUGCGCCAUCUCCUCCGCCGACGGGCCGACCCCAACCUGGCACCAGGGGGGCGCGGACCCCUACACGAAGCCUGCCUUGGGGGGCACACUGACUGCGUCGAGCUGCUGCUGGAGCACAAGGCUGAUCCCAACCUACUGAGCGAAGAGGGCCUGGCCCCGCUCCACCUCUGCACCACCCAAGACUCCCUGAGAUGUGCCAAGCUCCUGCUGAGACACGGGGCCACUGUCAACCUGCCCAGCGAGGACGAUGGGGAGACGGCGCUGCAUGUGGCAGCCAGGCACUGUCUCUGCGAUCAUGCCCGCCUCUACCUGCGGCACGGGGCACUCGUUGAUGCGCGUAGCAUGCGUGAGGAGACAGCCCUCAGUGUCUUGUGCGGACGGGCGUCGGGUGCUGGCGAGGGCUGCCUGCAACUUUGCCGGCUUUUGGCUGCCAACGGUGCCGAUAUUGAUGCCCGGGAUGAGAUGCGGAGGAGCCCCUUGCACAAAGCGUGUGGAGCUGCCAACGCCAGCCUGGCGCUCUUCCUCCUGCAGCGCGGGGCCGACGUCAACGCCCUAGACUACGGUGGCAUCUCCCCGCUGCGCUGUGCGCUGCAGGGUGCCGCCUUCAAGAGGGAGCUGCGGCCUCACCUCGCUGUCAAGCUGCUGCUCAACCACGGCUCCCAGAAGAUAUGGCCCCCUGCCUUCGUCAAGGUGCUGAAGUCCUGUGCAGCUGUGCCAGAGAUCAUCGAAGUCCUCUUCAAUUCCUACUCACAAAUCCCUGUCUCCGAGAAGUGGAUUGAGGCUGUGCCAGAGGAGGUGUUCCAGCAGCACCAGCUAUUCUACGAGUCCUUCUUCCGGCUGGUGGGCACAGUCCGAUGCCUACAACACUUAUGCCGCUCCGCCAUUCGGAAACAGUUUGGCAACAAAUGCCAUCUCCUCAUCCCUUUGCUGCCUGUGCCCAAGCCUUUGCAGGAUUACCUGCUGCUGGAUCCCGAAGGAGUCGUGCUUUGAAGGACCGAGAGGAGCCAAACGAGGUCUGCCGCCCAGCCCUCCCUUGCCUCGACACCCCUCGGUGAAGCACAGCAACAUCCAUUUCUGUCAGCCGAGUGAAGGAGCGCUGGUUGUCAUGAUAGAUGGUUGUUUUUCAGGGAUUUAUAACGUAACUAAAAUGUGCUUUCGGCUGUAACUUUGUAUAGAUUUUUUUCUAAUUGUGCUUUAAAUAGAUUACAAAGAGUAAUAAAAUGAUUAGUAGCUGUUACAAGCGUGCUGCAGAUAUGAAUAAUACUCAUUAUAAAGGAUCUCUGCAAAGCGGCGGGGCUCCUCAGGUGUGCAAAGGCAAGCACACAUGGCAGACAACUCAAACCAGCCCACAUGGGCAUCAAAUCCCUGUGGAGAGAUCCCCUCGUGAGUGAAACAAGUGAACUGGGAGCAGAGGUGCAGUGUGGAAGCCACCAGAAGGGUGCAGUGCCCAGUGGCAUUAAUAUCGACCGUAAAAUAGACCAAAAUUUUAUUUUUUUUAUGUAGAAGCUACCCAGAAGGAGCUGGUUACUCCCUGCAGGACACCAGAGGUGAGGAGUGACACAGCCCCCCUGUUUCUCCCAGCUCCCCGCUAUCCAAAGGAUGCACCAGCACCUCCCACACUCAUCGUUCCCUUUGCUGCUCUGAGUCCGCGGAGGGGCUGGAAAACCCAGUGGCAGCCCAAAGCGAAGCAGUUUGGUCUUUCUUUUCCCACAUUGACUUGGCAAAAGGUACCAGGAGGAGUGAGGAUUUGUUUUUCCAGACCCUCAGGCUCCCCAGAUGAGUUUCUGCUGAACCAAAGUAAGCGUGCGCACGCGCCCCUUGGAAGAACAGCUGUCCUUAUGCUGGCAGCUCUGCCACAGCACCCGCCAAACUGUUCCAUUGCUUAAUUACAGUCACUAUUUAAAAUAGUUAUAUAUAUCAAUAAAUCAGCCUUCUUUUCAUCUGUGACUGGGCUUUGCAGCAGCACCCGCCACCGUUGAGGGUGCUACAGACGACAUGCGCAGGAUGCGGGCAGCAUCCCUGGCUCCCGGAGCCAGUGCCCGCGGAGUGGGGAGCAUGGGAAUGGGGAGGGAAAGGCAAUUCCCUCCUCCCAGCUUCCACUUGCUGCUUUCACAUCUCUCCCCCUUUAAGUGUGGGGGCACAGCCAAGCAGAUGUGCACUGGCAUCACGAAGCCCCUUCUUUGGCACCUGAGCCCUGUCCCAUGCAGGAACGCCCCACGGCAAAAAAAAACCCAUUCCAAAUUUCCAUGAUAGCUUGGGCGGCAUGACCUAGUGGGAUGUCCCUGCCCAUGGCACGGGGGUUGGAACUGGAUGAUCUUUAAGGUCCCUUCCAACCUGAAAUAUUCUAUGAUUCGAUGGUUCUAUGGUUCUCUGAUUCAAUGGUUCUAUUAUUUGGUGGUUCUGUGGUUCUAUGAUUCGAUGGUUCUGUGGUUCUCUGAUUCGAUGGUUCUAUUAUUUGGUGGUUCUAUGGUUCUCUGAUUUGAUGGUUCUGUUAUUUGGUGGUUCUAUGAUUCGAUGGUUCUAUGGUUCUAUGAUU